This is a messenger RNA of Magnolia sinica, 474 nucleotides long. RefSeq lists its product as uncharacterized. The record is from RefSeq and is a predicted model, not a curated record. Gene Ontology annotation, molecular function: enoyl-CoA hydratase activity; delta(3)-delta(2)-enoyl-CoA isomerase activity. Gene Ontology annotation, biological process: fatty acid beta-oxidation. Lineage: Eukaryota; Viridiplantae; Streptophyta; Magnoliopsida; Magnoliales; Magnoliaceae. The transcript is spliced from 4 exons. Gene Ontology annotation, cellular component: peroxisome. Bases 10 to 474 code for a protein of 154 amino acids.
UUAGUCAGCAUGGCUCCUGGGAUUAGGAGUAGCAUUUGCAAGGAAGUCCUUGAAUCUCAACCUGCAGAUCAUGAGUUAUCCAUUGCAAGUGAUGAAUUGGAAACAUUCCAGCUAACUAAGUCUACUAUUGCUCCUAGCAUUAAAGGAGGUGUAUCUUCCACUAAUGCUGUGAAUGAGCUUCUUAAGUGCCCUGUCUGUACAAACUCAAUGUACCCUCCCAUACACCAGGAAUACUUGCUAAUGUUUCAGAGGUUUGUAAGCAAGAUCUUGACUUUAUGUGUCCCAACCAUUGCAGUAAUUCGAGGACAUGUAGUUGGCAUGGGCUGCAUUUUUGCAUUGGCACAUGACUAUCGGCUCAUGGCCUCUAACUAUGGUUAUAUUUUCAUGAAUGAGGUUGAUUUUGGGUUGCCAUUUACAUUGGGGAAUGUGAAUGUUCUCCAGCUCAAGCUAAAGUCAGGAAGACAUUUUACCUGA